AUGGCUAUUGAAAGCCAUUUAGAAAAAUAUCCAGAUGUCCAAGUGGAUAAAAACAAAUACAAGGUGGUUGUUAAAAACAACCAUCACGACAAUAUCGGUAUUUACCGUUUUCUCCACCCAGCUGAGGAGUGGAAAGUUGAAACAUUGAUACAUGCCUUUUUUGAUAACAAGAGCGACGAAUGGAUGCCAGCACUCAAGCAGGCAGCAAAUAUCACCACUACAGAAGAGAAUAUCGAAUUUAGCAUUUUGAAAAGUGAAGUGAACAAUGCAGAUGAAUUUACAAAACAACCUCUUAAGGCUGGCAAGUAUGCUACGUCUUAUUUUAUGAUUGGAUGGUCCGGAAACAAUGUUCCCAAAAAGAGCAGAUACUUUUGGAAACAUCACAAAUUAGAUUUGGUAUCCAUUGCCAAAUAUUGCACCACUUCCCCUACUUUAUUCCAUACAAGAUGGUCUUGUAAACACGGCAACCAUUGCUUCCGUUGCAAUCAAAACGGACAUGCUACAGGGAAUCAUUUCAACAAUUUAGCAAAGCAAGAUUUUGAAAUCCAUAAAAGGUGGGAAUUCGUUUGUAGGUUGAUUCCAAUCGUUGUUGGUUAA
Molecule: messenger RNA, 597 nt
Organism: Candida dubliniensis CD36
Lineage: Eukaryota; Fungi; Ascomycota; Pichiomycetes; Serinales; Debaryomycetaceae
Product: putative retrotransposon-related protein
Exons: 1
Coding region: 1-597 (198 amino acids)
Source: RefSeq, a predicted model, not a curated record